GGGAUCACUUCAAGUCAAUAUGCUAGUCAAUUUAUAGUUUCAGUGAUACGACUCAAUAUAGAAACCAAAUUGAAAGUAAUGUUUGCUAUGGUUGAAAAUCUUCGAUGGAAGAACAUUGAAGGAAUUAAUUUAAUGAAUAUUAUGCAACAUGAUGAUCCUUUAAUAGUUGUAUCCACAUAUACCAAAACAGUGCUUUUACUUAUUGAAAUACAAAUAUCAGUAUCAUUUAUCAUCAUAAUGCUCUCGUCAUUACUUAGGAUGAAUGUUCAAAAUAGCUGGCAAUUGAUAUCGUCCAUUAUCGCUGGUAUAUUGCUUUUGAUUUCAUUUGUGAUAGUCUUAUUGAUCGCUUUCGUGAAGAAGAUAAAUGAGAAAUAUCCAUUGAAUGUCGUGCUUGUAUUUAUUUAUUCUGUUUGCAUGGUAUCAGCAUUAGGAGUUUGGAACACACAGUUAGAUGCUCUUGAAAGAUUGAUUGUCUUUGUAAUCAGUUUGGUAUUAUUCACAUGUGCAUUAUUGAUCGGUGCGGCGAUUAAAACAAAUUUGUUUGAUCACUUAAUGAGUAUUCUGAUAUCUUUUUCCGUUAUAUCUCUUGUCAUCGUGAUAGUCGCGGUUGUGCUCAUUGCUUUGAAACAGUGCAAGUAUCAAACGAUCGGUGUUUACGUAGGUGCACAAAUAUCAUUGUUCGUUAUAACAAUAUUUAUAA
Molecule: messenger RNA, 700 nt
Organism: Schistosoma spindalis
Lineage: Eukaryota; Metazoa; Platyhelminthes; Trematoda; Strigeidida; Schistosomatidae
Source: the annotation of a GenBank genome assembly